Drosophila willistoni is the source of this 1189-nucleotide messenger RNA. RefSeq names its product isocitrate dehydrogenase [NAD] subunit gamma, mitochondrial. Lineage: Eukaryota; Metazoa; Arthropoda; Insecta; Diptera; Drosophilidae. Gene Ontology annotation, cellular component: mitochondrion. The record is from RefSeq and is a predicted model, not a curated record. Bases 7 to 1173 code for a protein of 388 amino acids. The transcript has a single exon. Gene Ontology annotation, biological process: tricarboxylic acid cycle; isocitrate metabolic process.
UAAAUCAUGUUCCGACAACUCAAAAUACGCAAUCUAAAUGGUAUUAUACGCCGCCAUUUAGCCUCUAAGAAGGAACCCAAAGUGAAUUCCGAGGUCAAUACCAUGGGCGCUGAGGCAGUUGUGGCAAAGGGUCAUUCGCUGGUCUUACCGAUAAAUGUUUUGCCACAGUCAAAGUAUGGAGGAAUAACCACCGUUUCCCUGCUCACCGGGGAGAGUCUGAUAGGCAAACAGGGUGGUCGAUAUGUGAGCACUCUAUUGCAAAAUGCUCGCGUUCCCGUGGAAGUGCAACGCAUCCGAGUCGAUCAGGAGAAUGAAUAUUUGAAUUCAGUGGUACGGAAUCGUGCCGCCGUUCACAUUGAAAUCGUUCACGAUGCCGUGGCCAAAAAGAAAGCCCUGAAGAUUUGUCACGAUCUGGAUCUGUAUGUCUUUAUGUCACGACUGCGCACAUUUCCUGGCUUCAAUUGUCGCUUUGCCGAUGUGGAUAUCCAGUUGAUUGCCCAAAAUAAUAUGGGCAAUUAUGCCGAAUUGGAAUACGUGCCAGUACGUGGAGUAGUUGAGGCUCUGAGCGUUGUGAUUCAAGAGAAUUUAGAAAGAUAUCUCAAGUAUGCCUUUCAAGCGGCUGUAGAUUUGGGACGUAAACGUGUCACUGUGAUUCAUAAGAUCAGCGAAUGGCCAGUAACGGAUGGCGUCUUGGUGGAUGUAGCCAAACAUAUACAUGAAAAGGACUACAGCUGUCUGGAAUUGGAGACCAUGGAACUGGACGAUACAGUCAGUCGUCUAAUACUCGAUCCAAAUCAUUUUGAUGUCCUGAUGACCAGUGAUCGUUAUGCCACAUUUGUGGCCACCAUUUGCAGUGGAGUCUGUGGUGGAGCGAAUCUAUUCAGUGCCAUUGAAAAGAGUGACAAUCAUGCCGUAUUCAAGCCCUUGCAGACGAAACUAUCGCUGACUAACUACAAGACCCUAAGUCCCUAUGGCAUUGUGUCCACCUGUGUGGAUCUACUCAAUCAUGUGAAUCAGAAAUCUUGUGCCACAAAUCUAUGGAACGAAAUGUUACGCACCAUGCGUGAGGGUAUAAAAACUGGAGAAUUCGGUGGCAGCGAUAGUGGAAACUUUGUCAUUUGCAAUAUUAUGAAUCAGCUACGUUGCAAUAUGUUUUCUGAAGUAAAACCAUAGAAAAUUGCAAUUUCAA